This is a messenger RNA of Drosophila bipectinata, 3700 nucleotides long. RefSeq names its product centrosomal protein dilatory (gene dila). Gene Ontology annotation, cellular component: centriolar satellite. The record is from RefSeq and is a predicted model, not a curated record. Gene Ontology annotation, biological process: cilium assembly; regulation of centrosome duplication; intraciliary transport involved in cilium assembly. NCBI's taxonomy places the organism in Eukaryota, Metazoa, Arthropoda, Insecta, Diptera, Drosophilidae.
CGAUUCAAACGGAGUUGGCUUCAGACCGGGUCGAAAAUCAGUUGGCCAUGGCAGGGCAGUCAAAUCAAAAUAUAUGUAGAUGAGUGUCUAAUCGCGAGCUAUUAUGGAUUUAUGUCUUAAGGGUUCCCAGAUAAACCUCGCCACACGACAGAAAACGAAGCCCAAGUACACAAGUCGUUCGCUGACGACCCUCCACAAUCCGUGUCCCCAUUUCCGGCCUCGUUCGGCCAACUACCUGCAUCAGCGCAGUCGCUCCUCGCCUUUCCUGCAGCAACGCAGUCGCUCCUCGCCUUUUCUGGCGCGACCUCAGUCGGCGGAUCCGAAAUUUGGUCGGCGGUUGAGCAACUACUUCAGCGAAAAGGAACCCAGGCUUAGUGGCAAGAGACAGGUUUCCUCGAACGAUCUGUUAAAGUCCCUGCUGGAGGAGCCCAUCAAGCGCAGCUGGUUGUGCCGGAGCACCUGCAACUCCUCCGAGUCGGACUACUCGCUCCACAAACGCACCCCCGACAGCAGCGAGGAGGGGGAGCGGGAGCAGCAACUGGAGCGGUUCCUGGUCACAAUGCCGGGCGGCAGUGACAAGGGUAAGUCCUACGGAUCCUAUCCCCUGCAGGGUCUCAGCAAUGGAGCCCUCUCCCAGCGCACUGCCAAGCCCGAUCUUCCCGGGAGAGUGUCCUUCAGCAAGCCAAACAUGCACGCCGAUGUGGACUCCAGCGACUGCGACAAUGACAAGCAGGAAUCCCAGCGUCCUAGUAUCUCAGCUCCAGGACCUCUAAUGCUUCCCAGUUUUAUUAACAAAGCAGAGUCGUCGGAUACGACUGGCCAAAAGAAAACCGUACACUUUGGUUCCGCUGCCGCCGAGGGUGAAGUCCUGGCCCAAACGUACGAGUAUCCCAAGUGUCCGUCGGAGAACUGCACUUGCAGCACACGGUCUUCGUCGACCACGAGUACCAACGAGGCUUCGGCUGCCUCCGAGGUGAAGUGCGCCUGCGAUGCGCCCAGCUGUCGCUUUGUGGAGGUCACCCAGGUGACGGAACUCUCAGUCUCAGCACUGCCAUCUCCUCCCCCGGCUCACCCACAAAAGUCACCCACACCGGAGCUAAAUGUCAUCCGCGAGUACAAGCAGGCAGUGGGUGUCGUUCAAGUGGUUAAAAACCAGCUCACUCCUGAGCCUCUGAAUAAUAUUGAGUUACUUCCCAACUAUUUGGACAAGUACGCCUCUCCUCCGGAGGAGAAGCAGAAUAACUUGUCCGAGACCAAGAACCUAGCUUCCAGCAGUGGCUCCAUUAACAAUACUUCAACCUACAGAGCCACAACCAAUCCUCGGAACUUUGGGGCCGAGAACAACUUCCUUCCAGCAGUGCAUGACGAUCGUAGGGCCUUCGGAGCCAGCACUUCCGAUUCAGUUAUCAACAACUACCUCAAGGUGGCAUCGACUCCGCCGUUUGUGGGCAAGAAAAAGGAAAACGUGAAGCCUGCCAGUGCGGAUCCGAUCACCCGGAACGGGAAAUCCACCAAACUAAGCAAGACGGUGGUAAGUAAUAACCCAGUCAGUGCUCCUCCGGGAAAGCUAAAGAAAGCCAUCAGCGUUGGCAGUCUCCGGGAGGAGAGAAAGCUAUCGGAGUACAAUUUGGACAAGGUGGACAGCUGGAUGAGUAUGCAGGAUCAAAAGCAGUACGACCAGAAGCACAAGCAGGGACUAGAGGAUUUGGACGAGGCCCAGGACAAUGAUAGUGCUUCCCAGAUCUCCCUAAAGUCCAAUGAGGAUUCCAGAGGUUCUACCUAUGACGAGAUAGUGUCUGUAAUCAAGGAAAUCGAGGAAGACAAGAAAAUGGAUAACUUUUCCGAGCGUCUUCCCAGUGAGCUCAAUUUAAAGUUGGACUCUCGAUGUGAAACGGCGGAUACAGUGACUAUGAGUGAGACAGCCGUUCCUGAAACUGGAGAUAAAUACAAAGACAUUCUGGCCUAUCUGAACAACGUGGAGAGCAGCUGCGAUAAGACUCUUAUGGAAACACGUCGCUCCAUUCCGGAGAGCAAUCGAUCCGAGGUGGAAUUUAUCGUGGAACCAGACGUCACCGACGAGGUGCCCAAGCUGUCAGAGCUCCUUAUGCUUCCCAACCAUCAACUGGCUAGACGUGUCAUUGCCUUAAGUCUUCGAGCUAAUGAGUUGUCCAAUGCCAUUCAUCUGUCCAAGGAGCAUGUGAUCCAGCUAAGGGGAGAGAAGCAAAAGAGUCUGCGGGCCGAGAAGACCAACAACGCUGCCAAGCUUCGCGACCAGAAGAAGCACUACGAGGAGGUGGUGACCCGACAUCAGGGAUUCAUUGAACAGUUGCUCAAGGACAAGGGGUCGCUGUGCGAGAAAGUGGCAGCUCUCACCCGGCGUCUGGAGAGUCAGAACCAGGCCUGGGAGCACCGCCUGGAGACAGAGGUAACUAGAACGAAAGAAACUACUAUGGCUGGCGAAAAGAUUCGACGAGAGCGUUGGGUGCGCGAGAACACCAAGAAGAUUAAAGAGCUCACGGUAAAAGGCCUGGAGGCGGAGAUCAAUAAGAUGAACUGCGACCACCAGCGGGAGGUUACCGAGCUGAAACGCACUCACCAGAUGCAGUUGCUCGAUGCCCUCGAGGAAGCCCGAGCAAAGCACGAGCAGAUUGAGACUAGCAUUCGAGAGAGCUGCGCCCAGGAUCGAGAAGCCAUUAUCGAAAAGGAGCGAACAGCGAUCCGAGAGCGAUUCGAGCGGCAACUGGAGGAGGAGCAGAGGACUCAGGCCGAGCAGCGGCAGAAACUAACCGAGGAGUUUACGGCUGAGCGGGAGCGCCUCCAGGCGGAACUCCGACAAAAGGAUGCCGACUACCAGGCACGCCGGCAAGAAGUCUUGCGUGAACAGGAGCAAGAGCUGGAGCAGGCCAAGUUCGAGAUGCAGGAGCGGAUGGCCAAGCAGGAGGAGAAGUACCAAAAUCGUAUCAAUACCAUUGAACAGCAGUAUCUGGCGGACUUUGAACUGUGGAAGUCAGAGCACGAGAACAAGACCAAGGUGGCUCAGGCGGAAAAGGAGAACGCCAUCCGCCAGCAUUAUCGAGCCGAACGGGAUCGACAGUUGGAUGAGCUAGUGGUUCGCAUGGAAGCGGAUGCGCUGCAGCAUGGAGAAGAGCAUGAUCAGAAAAUGGCACGCCUCAAGGAAAAGUACGAAAAGGAUCUAGCCUUGGCCGAAAACGUGGAAAAGUCUUUGCGGGAAAAAUACGCCGAGACUCGGGGCAAGCUGGCAGAGGCGGAUGCCCAGGUUCGAAACUGCCAGGCGGAGGUAAAGCAGCUGCAGCUGGAGCUGGGUCACAGCAAGAAGAUGUGUGGCGACAUCAUCCACGAGAGGGACAAGCUACGCGAGAAUCUCAACUCGGACAUUCAAAAUGAACUGGCCAUUUUGAGUGAUCGGCACAAGCAGGAAAUGGAUGAACUGCAGAAGCGGGUACAUCAGACCAUUCAGCGCCAGGAGGAGACCAUUGAGAUCCUUAAGGGCGACAAUGACGCCUUGAGGCAGCAGUGCCUAAAACUAAAUGCAGUUAUACGACAGCAGCGCAAGGACUAUUGUGUAAAGUAGUUAGAAUAUUCAAGAUAUCAGCUUCAUAAGCUUGAAAUAACCAAAUAUUUGUAACUAGUUUUUAAUCAGUCACUAGAAUUAGUUCAUAUACAUAAUAAAUAUCAUAGC